Molecule: messenger RNA, 639 nt
Organism: Diaporthe citri
Lineage: Eukaryota; Fungi; Ascomycota; Sordariomycetes; Diaporthales; Diaporthaceae
Exons: 1
Coding region: 1-639 (212 amino acids)
Source: RefSeq, a predicted model, not a curated record
AUGGCAGAGACUCACCACUUUGAUAUCUCGAAACUGUUCUCAGUUCAAGGAUGGGUGUGCGUUGUGACGGGAGGGGGCACGGGCAUUGGCCUCAUGGCAACACAAGCUCUCGCGGCGAAUGGCGCAAAGGUGUACAUCACAGGCAGGCGGACCGAGGCGAUCGAGAACGCUGCCAAGGAGCACAACCCAAGCUUCUCGACCGGAGGCAAGAUCAUCCCGGUGGGACCAUGCGACGUGCGCAAGAAGGAAGACCUUGAGAGGAUCGUUGAGGAGCUGCAGACCACCCACGGCGAGAAGUACAUCAACUUGCUGGUCUGUAAUGCCGGCGUGGCGGGACCCAAGGCCGAGCCCGAGGAGGCGGACGCCUCCGACCUCAAGAAGAAGCUUUGGGACAACGAGAGCGUCGAGGCGUGGCAGAGCACCUUCGAGACCGAUGUGACGAGCGUCUACUUCACGACUGUGGCGUUCCUGCCCCUCCUACAGGCGAGCCUCCAGCCGAAGGGGCCCCUGGAGCGGUUCCAGCCCAGUGUGAUCACCAUCUCGAGCAUGUCUGGUCUGAUGAGGCACGCACAGGGGCACUUCUCGUACAAUGCCGCCAAGGGGAGCCACGGUUCAUUUAUCGAAACUAAUGUCUGCUGA